Molecule: messenger RNA, 7315 nt
Organism: Antechinus flavipes (yellow-footed antechinus)
Lineage: Eukaryota; Metazoa; Chordata; Mammalia; Dasyuromorphia; Dasyuridae
Gene: MYO15A
Product: myosin XVA
Exons: 28
Coding region: 1-6564 (2187 amino acids)
Cellular component (GO): cytoskeleton; myosin complex
Molecular function (GO): cytoskeletal motor activity; ATP binding; protein binding
Source: RefSeq, a predicted model, not a curated record
AUGGCCAAAGAUGAGGAGGAAGACAAGGGGAAGAAGAAGAAGAAGGGGAAGAAGCCUCCUGAACCAGAGAAACCCAAGAGGAGCCUCAAAGGUACCUCUAGGCUUUUUAUGGGCUUCCGUGAUAGGACGCCAAAGAUUUCAAAGAAGGGUCAAUUCAGGAGUGCCUCCCAUUUCUUAUGGAGUCUCAACAGAGGCCCCCAGAAGACCAAGAGGAAGAAGAAGGCCAAGACUGUGCUGCAGUCCACCUCCAAGCUGAUGACCCAGAUGCGGGAGGGCAAGAGGAAGAAGGCAAUGAAGGAGAAGAAGCCGUCCUUCAUGGUUAUCCGUUUCCCAGGCAAGAGAGGCCGAGGGAAGCUGAAGCCCCGAGCUCAGGUGCUGAGCAAAGCAUCCACCUCUAUCAACUGGUUGACCAAAAGGUUCCUCAUCAAAAAGGCGGAAGAGUCAGGAAGCGAGCAGGCCUCCUUGGACGCCUGGCUGAACCGCUCCAGCUCCCGGUUCGGUUCCCAGAAGCUUCCCUUCCCUUCUGGGGCUGACAUCCUAAGGCGAGAGGGGAGGCUGAGGAGAUUCCCCCGAGGACGAAGCUUGUAUGAGUCAGGAGAAACCAUUGGCUUCCUGCCCUUUGAGUCAGAAGAUUCUUUCCAACAGUCUGGCUCAAGAAAGUCCCUCUACGGGCUGGAAGGCUUCCAGGACUUGGGGGAAUACUAUGACUACUACCGUGAGGGCGAUGAUUAUUAUGACCGUCAGUCCCUCCAAGAGUAUGAGCAAGAAAAUUACCGCUCGCCCUGGGGCUAUUAUGGCUCAGAGUGGCCUGAAUAUGGUGACUAUUACUACGGGUACCCAGUCCGAGACCCUUAUGAAUAUUAUGAUGAUGAAUACUAUGACAAUAGUCUCUAUCUUCCCUAUAGCUUUGGCUAUGGCUAUGGCUAUGGCUAUGAUGACUAUUCCCCUCCUUAUGCUGCACCUUUGGGGUACUCACCCUACAGUUACUACGAAGAGCCUUCCUAUCCUUACAACUAUUACUUGGGCCCCUACAGCCCUUAUGAUGAGGCGGGUUACUACCCAGGAGGAGCUGAUGCCAUUUACCCCCCAGAGGUCCCUUUUAUGUACCCUGAAGGCCCCCCCUUUGACUAUGCUUGGGAACCUCCCAUCCCAUCCCCCCACAAUCCCUAUGCCCACCCCAUGGAUGACAUCAUGGAGCUGGAAGAGGGAGAGCAAGAAGAGGAACCCGGGAUUCAGCAGAAUGGUUAUACCUUCAAGCCGCCGAGUACCUCUUUCUUUGAGCAGCAGGGCAUGGAGAAGUCAGCCACCUCCAAAUUGUCCCUGAUCAGGAAGUUCCGACUCUUCCCCCGGCCCCAGGUGAAAAUCUUUGGCAAAGAAAAACUGGACGUGCCCUUGCCUCCUUCCCUGGACAUUCCGCUUACCACUGAUGAGCCAGAGGAAGAGGAAGACGAGGAAGAAGACCAGUACCCACCAGUUUCUAUGCCUUAUAGCCCAUACCUCCACCCUUUCUAUGCGGGCUUUUUGUCCCCACGGGACCGCAAUGUCCAAAGAGCCCUGUCCGCUUUUAGGCUGAGGAGAGACCUGGGCUUCCACAGAGAGCCCUCUCCACCUGCCACAUCACUUGCCCGAUUCAUAAAGAAAACCCUUUCGGAAAAGAAACCCAUCCCCAAAUAUGGUGGCAGUGCCCGCCAGAAGGGCACAGGCUCCUUCAGGAGACCAGCCGUGAGGGAGGCAGCCUACAAGCGCUUUGGCUAUAAGCUUGCGGGGAUGGAUCCCGACAAUCCUGCCACGCCGGUGACCUUGAGGAAAUUCCGCGGCCCUACGACAAACAGCAACAACUCCCAGAAGGUACCUCCCUUGUCUCCAUCCCCAGCACCUUCCAAGAAGAGUGUGCUCCUCUCUCCGCCUCCCCUGAGGAAGAAUGAGAACCCGGAUGUCAAGCCGUCCCUCUGGCCCUUCCUGCCGGACCUUUCAGCAGGGCCUCCACAAGCCUCUCCCUACGACCCUUCUCCUUAUGGGUCCUUCGGCCAAGUCCCGCCCUCACCCCAGGCCUCCCUGCGGCAGAGGCCCUGGUCUCCCCCGGUCCUCAGGCCGCAGUCCAGCUGGUGGAGCCUCAUUGAACCACCGUCUGUACCCACUUUUCCAGAGCCUGAGGCUAAUCCCUACCCACUGUGGUUUGCCAGACCCCCAAGCAGGCCACCGACUCCUGCGCCUUCAAUUCGGUCAUCCCUGAGGAGACCAGGCACUCUUGGCUUCCCAGGGUCUUCUGUGAGGGGACCAAUGUCCCCUGGAGACCUGUUGGGAUCCCCGAGAGCAUCGCGACCCCUGCCUGCCUCUCCACAACCAUCCCUCAGGAGCUUCCCUAGCACAGGGGCUCGCUCCCCACUGAGGCCCUCUUCCCCGCAGCUCUCCGUCCAUUCCACUUCUUCACUGAUGUACAGCCCCAGGCCUAGAAGGCCCCCCUUCUCCCCUCCACUGGGGGUUAAGGGCUCCAGCCGUCACCCGUCUCUCAGGGAACCUCUCUCCCCAAACCCAUCGCUCAGUCGUUUUGGGCCUCCUUCCCCCCACUUAGGAUCCCCUCAUCUCCCUCCCAGAGGCGGGAGCCAAAGGCUCCCCUCACCCCCACUAGGCCGAAGCCUGAGGCGCCGCUCCCUUAAUCUGCCUAGGAAGCCUCCCCACCCCUGGAACCGGCUCAGUGAGCGUCCAACCAAGGCAGUCAAACCCCAAGUGCAUUUGCCUCUGCAGAGGUCGUCCCGCCGAAGGGUCCCUCCCCAACCCCCUCCCGGUCCCUGGAACGGAGAUGGGCCCGUGCCUGAGGUAGCUCCCCGACGGGACAGCCGCCGCUCACUAGGCAGGCCGCCACCUUGGCUACCACCCCCGCUAGCACCCAGCUGGGAGGUGGAUCUUCCCCCGAUCCAGCGCCCACCAUCCCCAUGGCCCGGCCUGGCCGGCAGCCGGCGGGGCUUCUCCAAGCGACGUCGGCCACCAUCUUCAUUUCACAGACCCUUCUUCCAACAUGGCCAUCCCAUGCCUGGACCUGCCCAUCCUCCACCUCCUGUUUUCCAAGAAAGGGAUGAUGACCUAGCCCAUGUUCUCCUUGGUAGGCUUGAAGAACCCGGCCCUGGCCAAGUCUCUAAAUCAUCAAAUGAAGAUCCCAUGAAGUCUGACAAAGGGGAAGGCAUCGAUGGGUCCACCCCAAAGCCCGCGGCAGUCUCCAUCGCUCUCUCUCCCAGGGCCUCUAAGAAGUCGCCCCCCGGGCUUGUGCAGGGGCGGAAGGCGCUGUAUAGUAGUUUCUCCUACCCGCUGACCACUCCCCCUCAGGCCACUUGGCCCAGCCUUCGCAGAUGGGCAUCCCUACCCAGAUCACUGGUCCAGUCGGCCCCUACCACAGGACUCGCUGGGGCCCGAGAGAAAGGAGAACGAGGUCCACCAAGGCCUGGGCGCUUCGCGAUUGUUAUGCCUCGUGUUCAAAAGAUGGGCUCCUUCCAGCGGGUGUCCACGAUGUCCCGGCAGCUGCAGAGCAGACAACCAACGCCAGGCCUGCCGAAGGCCCAGCAGUCCAGCUGGGUGCGUGUCUCAGUCUCCACUGGGGCCUUCCGGCGGUGGCCCAGGGUGACCACAGGGACCCACUACCUAUCUUGUGAAAUGUCCCUCCAGUGCCAUGCCUUCAAGGGACCCUGGGAGCAGGAAGGCUCAGUGAGCUGGAAGAGUCAGAUGCACUCCAUUCGCAACCUGCCAUCCAUGAGAUACCGGGUACAGCAGGAGGAAGAUGGUGUGGAAGACAUGACCCAGCUGGAGGACUUGCAAGAGUCUGCUGUGUUGUCCAAUCUGAAAACCAGAUUUGAAAGGAAUCUCAUCUAUACCUACAUUGGCAGCAUCCUCGUGUCUGUGAACCCUUACAGGAUGUUUAACAUCUAUGGGAUGGAGCAAGUGUUGCAGUACAAAGGGCGAGCCCUGGGGGAGAAUCCACCGCACCUCUUUGCGACUGCCAACCUUGCUUACACUAAAAUGCUGGAUGCUAAACACAACCAGUGUAUUAUCAUCAGUGGGGAAAGCGGUUCAGGAAAAACUGAAGCCACAAAGCUUAUCCUACGCUAUCUAGCCACCAUGAACCAGAAGCGGGACAUUAUGCAGCAGGUAAGGAUCCUUGAGGCUACCCCCCUGCUAGAAGCCUUUGGAAAUGCCAAAACCGUGAGGAAUGACAACUCCAGUCGCUUUGGGAAGUUCAUAGAGAUCUUUUUGGAAAGCGGCUUGAUUUGUGGUGCCAUAACGUCUCAGUAUCUCCUAGAAAAAUCCCGAAUUGUGUUUCAGGCCAAGAAUGAACGAAAUUACCACAUAUUCUAUGAGAUGUUGGCAGGACUCCCAGCCCAGUUGAAGCAGACCUUCAGUCUCCAGGAAGCUGAGACCUAUUACUACCUGAAUCAGGGUGGCAACUGUGAGAUCCUGGGUAAAAGUGAUGAAGCUGACUUCCAGAGACUCCUCAGUGCCAUGGAGGUCUUAAACUUUAGCAUUGAAGAUCAGGACAGCAUCUUCCGAAUUCUGUCUUCCAUACUCCAUUUGGGCAAUGUGUACUUUGAAAAGUAUGAGACAGAUGCCCAGGAAGUAGCUUCUGUGGUGAGCGCCCGGGAGAUCCAGGUUGUGGCGGAACUGCUCCAGAUCUCCCCAGAAGGACUGCAGAAGGCUAUCACCUUCAAAGUGACUGAGACAAUGAGAGAGAAGAUUUAUACUCCUCUCACUGUGGAAAGUGCCGUGGAUGCCAGAGAUGCUAUUGCCAAGAUUUUGUAUUCGAUGCUGUUUGGCUGGCUUAUCGACAGGAUCAACACAUUGGUUUAUCCCCAGAAGGAUGCUCUUUCUAUUGCCAUCUUGGAUAUCUAUGGUUUUGAGGAUCUCAGCUUCAACAGCUUUGAGCAACUGUGUAUCAACUACGCCAAUGAGUACUUACAGUAUUUUUUCAACAAGAUUGUCUUCCAAGAGGAGCAGGAUGAGUACAUCCGAGAGCAAAUAGACUGGAGAGAAAUCACCUUCACUGACAACCAGCCUUGUAUCAACCUUAUCUGCCUGAAGCCCUAUGGUAUCCUCAGGAUUCUAGAUGACCAGAGUUGCUUCCCCCAGGCCACAGACCACACUUUCCUACAGAAAUGUCAUUACCACCAUGGCUCCAACCCUCUCUAUUCCAAGCCCAAGAUGCCCCUGCCUGAAUUCACCAUCAAGCACUAUGCUGGCAAAGUCACCUACCAGGUGCACAAAUUCCUAGACAAAAAUUACGAUCAGGUGAGGCAGGACGUACUAGACCUGUUUGUCCGAAGUAAAACUCAAGUUGUGGCUCAUCUCUUUGCCAGUCAUGCUCAGUUGAUCUCCCAUCAUCGGUUGGGGAAGAAUAACACACUCACUCGUCUCUACAAGGCUCCCACUGUGGCUGCCAAGUUUCAGCAGUCUCUCCUGGACCUGGUGGACAAGAUGGAGAGGUGCAACCCUCUGUUUGUUCGAUGCCUCAAACCCAAUCACAAAAAGGAGCCUGAUCUAUUUGAGCCAGAUGUGGUGAUGGGACAGCUCCGAUACUCAGGGGUCAUGGAGACUAUCCGGAUCCGAAAGGAGGGCUUCCCUGUGCGCAUUCCUUUCCAGGUCUUCAUUGACAGGUACAGAUGCCUGGUGUCUCUGAAACACGACAUACCAGCUACUGGGGAAGCCUGUGUCUCAGUGCUCAAUAGACUUUGCACAGUCACCCAUCGAAUGUACUGUAUCGGGGUCAGCAAGCUGUUCCUGAAGGAACACCUGUACCAGCUGCUGGAGAGCAUGCGGGACCGAGUUCUGCACCUGGCAGUGCUCACGCUGCAGCGCUGCCUCCGGGGCUUCUUCAUCAAAAGGCGUUUCCGCUCUCUGCGCCGCAAGAUCAUCCUCCUCCAGAGCGUCUCUCGGGGCUACCUUGCCAGGAAGAAGUAUCGGAAAAUGAAGAGGAAUUUGAUCAAGUUCAGAUCUCUGGUGAACAUGUAUGUGAACCAAAAGCAGUACCUAAGGGAACUGACCAAGAGAGAAGUGGUGAAUGUGGCCUGUCUUGAGGUACCCGCUGAGCUGGCAGGACUCCUCCAGGUGGUGACAGUAUACAAACAAGCAAAUGCAGACUGCGUGGUUUCUGUCCGUACUCCCAAGCUGCAGAUUGAUCCUCAGAUUGCACUGCCCCUCGACAUCAACAACUAUCCAAUGGUCAAGUAUGUCCAGGCCCACUUCAAGGAUCCAGCCUUUGGGAUGCUUACUGAGCCAUUACAGAGUCCCCUUACCAGGUUAGAGAAAGAACAUUACCCAGAAGCCAUCAGCAUCUUUAAGUUGAUUCUGCGCUUCAUGGGUGACCCCCACCUCCACGGAGCUCAGGACAACCUGUUUGGGAACUAUAUCGUCCAGAAAGGACUUGCAAAGGCUGAGCUGAGGGAUGAGAUCCUGGUCCAGCUGGCCAAUCAGGUGUGGCGGAACCCCAACAUCAGCAACAAGGAACGAGGUUGGCUCCUGCUGGCCUCCUGCCUCAGUGGCUUUGCACCCUCACCUCGUCUGGACAAGUAUUUGCUCAAGUAAGUAGAGGUUCAGGAAGUCUGAGACUCCAACCAGUAGGACCUAGACACGGGUUCCCAAGAAGUACAGAGGGAUGAUGUCAUGGCAAUGAAGGGUCUUACACAGAUGCACAUUCUCCUGUAGCAAAUCAACUAAGCUAUUGUUCAACCCCUAGGUAAGGGGUUGCAAGCUGGGUAUGUCGGAGAGGGUUUUGAGCACUUUUCACUAAAUGCUACUGGUUGCAAUAUUUUCUAUUCAGCCUAUUUGCAGAUUGGUUGGGCAUUAGAUCCUUUUCUUUGUUCUCCAUUCCAAUCAUAAUUGAACCCUAAUUCUAAGCACAAAUGGGUCCUAACUCAACCACCAACUGAACCCUAAUCCCCAGCCACUCCCUGAAUCCUUGAUCCCAGCCAUAUUCUGAGCCUAACCUCAGCCAUACAUUGAGUUCAGUCACACUGAAAUCUAAAUCUGGAACAUAAAUGGAUGAUUUUUGACAUGAAGAAUAUUAUUGAAAGUGUGGGUUAAUCUUGUGAUGAAGAGAGUCCAUUACAUCCAGAAAGGGGACUGUGAGAACUUAGUGUGAACCACAACAUAACAUCCUCACUCUUUUUGUUGCUGUUUGCUUGCAUUUAAUUUUCUUAUUCAUUUUCUUUCUUUUUUGAUCUGGUUUUUCUUGUGCAGCAAGAGAAUUGUACAGAUAUGUUUACGCCUGUUGGAUUUAACAUAUAUUUUAACAUGUGUAAUAUAUAUUGGAUUGCUUGCCACCUAGGGGAGAAAA